AUGUAGAUGCACAAAUCGCCAAAGAAAUUUACAUUGAUCUAUUAGAAGGAUUAGCAAGAUCUAUACAUAACAGAUUGGAGCAAUACAAAUUAAUUUGCAUCUUUUAUUAGGAGCAUAUUCUGUCUUCCAACAAAUUCAAUAAUUUAUCUCAAAGAUAUAGUCACAAAUAAUAUAUUCGACUUAGCUGCUUUCUUUUGUCAAGAGUUUUAUCCAUAGAAUACUUACCAGGUUAUAUAUGCACCCACUCCUAGUACCUCAACUCCCAAUAAGCCUCGAUCAAAUCAUACAAAUGGUUCUCAAUAUGGAAGUAGUGCAGCAGCUGAUUUUGGAGGAAGAGAUUCUUCACCUCACUAUAUAGCUGGAAGCGGAAUUAUGAAUGCAUCAAAGACAAAUAUCAGCAGUAACUAAUUCAAUGCAACAAACCCUAGGGCAAGUCGUUCUGCAAGCUAUGAUUUAAACCAUUAAAUUAAGUAUACAAAUAAUAAUAGUGUUUUACACUCAAAUACUAAUAAUAACACAAUCAUGCAAUAUGAUGACACACCUACGAAUAUGAGUAGAGUGAUACAUGACUUUGAAGCAUUCAUGCAUGAUACAGUGCCUGUUAAUUUUUACUGCGUUCUCUUCUUCGAUGACCAUGAACAAUUAAAGGAAGGAAAUUCAAUAGCCAAAUAAAUUAAUCAACCUUUCCCUAAUAUUGAAGUUUACUAUUCACUUUAUCCUUCAAAAAGAUCAAAAGGAGCUUUUGUUCCUUCUGAUAGCCCUUAUCUUUUCUAACUAUAUCAUGGAAAAGAAAUGAUUUUCGAAAGAGAAUUAUCAAUAAAAGAACCAAUCAACUCUGAGCUAGUUGAUGCAAUUAACAAUUUUAUAAAAAACACUCCUAAGAGUUCUUCAAUUGCAACUUAAUAAGAUCAUUUACUUACUUAGGAUUAACAAUAACAACCCAUCAACUUCUUUAAUCUCCCUAGCAAAACUUUAAUGUACUCUUCCUAACAACAAAAUUCUAUUCUACCACAUGAAUUCAAAUCAGACGAAUCUCCCAAUUUAGUCAGUUAGGAUAUCACAUUCGAACUUAUUGAAAUACUAUGCUAAUCAAGAUUUAGAGAUAUUUUUGAAGAUGAUGAAUUCAAAUAUAUUUUGAAGCAAGUCAAAAAAAAAAACCCAGACUUAAUUACAGCAUACUAAAAUUUUAAGAUUUUUAAUGACGAAUCUGAAUUACUUUAAUCGCUCAAAUAAAUAGCUGAAUAGUAUGCUAAAAAAAUGACUCCUACCAAAAUGGAUGUGAGCUUUGAAAAUAAGGAAAAAAGAUCUUCAUUAAAAAAAUUUAAAAAAGGGCUUAGCACUUAGAAUAAAAAGUGGGACUUAAAAACAUAUAAAGGUAUUAGAAAAUUCCUAAGAGAUUACAAUAAGAAUGGAAUCCUAUCAGUAGAAGAUGCAAGUAUAAUAGUUUACUGCGCACACCCAUCAAACACGAAUAAUAAAGAAUUUUUAAAUAUGAUUGAAACUCUUUAAACAUUUAACAACCCUGAUGUGAUAUUAAAAAUAUUUUAAGGAUAUGGCAGAAAUCUCAUCUAACGUAUUGUUGAAAAAUAUUUUGAAAAAAAAGAGGUUGACUAAAUUAAUAGCUUAAAGGAUGAUGUACUUUCUCCAAUAUGUGGAGCUUUCAUGAAUUUAAGAGCUUUAGGUAAUAUUGACGAGUUUCUUGAUAUUCUUUCUAAAAACUUAAAGUGCUUUGACUAGAAAGAAACUUCUUUUUCGUAUAAUAAUAACAUGAAUAACAAUAAUUAAUUAGUUAACUGCUAUAGUACAAUUACAAAUAACACAAAUACCCCUUAAUCUGCCCCAAUAAGUAAUGCACCAAAUCAAUUUAGCAUUCCCAUGUCAAAAGUUUAAUCUAAUUUAACUUCAGUUUAAGGAAGUACUCGUGAUCUUUAUUAAAAUUAAUAGUAACCUAUAGUUUAUCAAUCUAGAAUGUCACGCACUGAAAUUUCUAAUGCUUAAAUGACAUCUAUCCCAGAAUCAAGUGAAGUAAACUAUACAAAGGAAGAUAAUAAAGAUAAUUAGUAAAAUGUUUAAAUGGAUUAAAAUACUUAAAUUGCUCUUUUUGCUUACUCUCAAAUAGCCAAAAAGAAGAGUGGAGAGCGUAGACCAACUUUCAGUUUAGGUCUUAAUGGAAACAAUGUCACAAGAAGCAGAACUGAGUCUAGAAGAGAAUCUAAAAUAUAAACAAACACUUAAGAUUAGCAAAUCAUAGAAAUAAUUGAUUAAUUCCACUAAGCUAAAGACUAAGUUGAAUUUGAUGACAAUUAUUUUGAAGCAUUGAGAAAGUUGAGAAAUUAAAUAAAUUUAAAUCAACAACAAGAUUUGAUAUGUGAUAAAAUGUAUUAUAACAGAUACCUAGAAUUUGUAGAAAUAUUAGAAAAAAUUAAGCAAGAUCCUAACUACCUUUAGUAUGAACAAAAUAAAAAACUGAUUUUAAACUUAAUAGAAUCUAAAUCUCAAGAAUUCAAUGAUGAGGAAGAAGAGUCUCCUUUGUCAAAGAGUCCAAAAGUGAAAAACAGAAGAGAUAAAUACUUAAAAUUUAAGAAUUUACUUGACUUUUUAUUUGAAAAAUCAAGACUCAUUUCUUUAAAAGAAUUUAAUACUUUCAACUUUUUGUACACUAAAGAAGACAUUAAUGUUCUUUCAGCUUUUGAAGUCUAUUUACACGACUAAGAUUUAUAGGAUUUUACACAAACUCUUAAGCUAAUUGAUUAACUUUACUUCUUCAAAAAUCAUCUUGAUUACGAAGAAAUAGAAUAAUUUGAUGAGUCAACAAACAAGUAACUAACUAUCUUAUUCUACCUUAAGAAGUAUAUCAGCUAUGAAUAAGCUUAAGCUUUAGAAAAAUGCAUCAGAUUUGGUGAUAGUAUGCUCUUUGAACUUUACAAGAAAUUUAAGGAAAAUAGAGAUAAAUAGCAAUUCAUUGACAAGGUCAAAAAUUAUGCUAUCGAAAGGAAAUAAGAGCUAAAUGAAGCUGAAUAAAAGGUAAGGUAACAAAAAUAAUCAAUCAAUGUUGAACAAAUAUACAUGAGAGAACUUAUAGAUACUUUCCAUGAAAGACUUAUGAAAGAUGUUGAUUACGUUGACUUAAUUUAUGAAAUGAUAGAUAAUGAUGAUCCUUUGAUUAAAUCAAUUUUCGAAGUUUAUAAUUUUACUAAAGAUAAAUAAGACUUAGCUUAGAAUACAACUUUACUUUACAAACAUCAAUUCUUUAAAAAGCUUGAACAAAAGGCUAUGAUUGUGUUAAAAGAUCUGAAUUUGCUUAGAAAUGAAGAAAUAAAAGUAAUAGAAAAAAUAAAGGGCAAAGAUAUAGCUUUGGUAACAGCCUUUAAUUAGUACUUAGAAAAUAAAAACGAGCAGGAUUUUUCUGAGAGUGUCUACUAUUUGCAAUAUUGA
Tetrahymena thermophila SB210 is the source of this 3435-nucleotide messenger RNA. RefSeq lists its product as hypothetical. The transcript has 16 exons. Lineage: Eukaryota; Ciliophora; Oligohymenophorea; Hymenostomatida; Tetrahymenidae. The record is from RefSeq and is a predicted model, not a curated record.